Molecule: messenger RNA, 11717 nt
Organism: Pongo pygmaeus (Bornean orangutan)
Lineage: Eukaryota; Metazoa; Chordata; Mammalia; Primates; Hominidae
Gene: ZBTB38
Product: zinc finger and BTB domain containing 38
Exons: 7
Coding region: 5201-8788 (1195 amino acids)
Biological process (GO): regulation of transcription by RNA polymerase II
Cellular component (GO): nucleus
Molecular function (GO): protein binding; DNA-binding transcription factor activity, RNA polymerase II-specific
Source: RefSeq, a predicted model, not a curated record
AUGGAUGGACGUGAGGACGCUCAUGUCUAAGAACUGGAGAAGGUUUCCUGGAGUUCAGAAUCCUCAAGCAUGUCAUUCACCCAACCUUCAUUCUACUACCUAUGAGCGUUGAGCAAGAUAGUCUUCCUCUCCUAUUCCCAGGUGGGGUGGAGCUGGUGGAUUAGAAAGCCCCCUUUGAGAGCCAUCUUGUUGGCAUAUACAAUUACUGCAAAUGAAGCAGGAUAGUCAGCUGGCCACAUACACCAGAAGGCAGGAGACUUGGAGUCCAGCUCUUGACCUACUUGACCUAGAAAACAAGCUGGGCUUGAUUUUUUAGAAUCACAAACUUUUAGAACUGGAAGGGACCCGAGACAGAGGCAAAAUGAACAGAUGUUAACAAACAGAGUCAUUAAAAUGAUUUUAGUGUUUAAAUCAUUUUAAUGAUAAAAUAAAACAGUAAACUUGGUUGAGGAAAAUCUCUUACUUCAAAAUUAGGCUUUUUAAAAGUCCAUUUAAAAAUAUGUUGGAAAAAAAUCAUAAUAGCUACUUAGGUUAUCUGUUCAGGAGAAAAAUACUAUUUGUGAGUUGAAAGUAGGUCAGUUUGAGCCGGGCACAGUGUUAUGAGCCUAUAAUCCUAGCUACUCAGGAGGCUGAGGCGAGAGAAUCGACUGAGAGUUCAAGUCCCACCUGGGCAACAUAGCGAGACUGUGUCUCAAGAGAACCCAAAGCCAAAUAAACAAAAGAGAAUAGGCUAGUCUGAUUGUUCCACUGAUUUUUCUUUAACUGAUCAUUUAGAGUAGAACACUCUAACAACCUGAUAACAAAUUUAUUCACAAAUGCUGAAUAUAUUGGGUGUAAAAGGAAACUAGCUAUAAUUUUUAAUAUAGUGAAAGGCUACAUUAAUAAUAAACUCACUUACGAAGUGUGUGAUCUUGGGCAAAUCGUUGGAUCUCUCUCAGCCUGUUUGGUCACCUGUGAGAGGGAAAAAACUAGACUCCACUAGGUUUUAAUAAAUACAUUUCAAGUGGAAAUGUAUUUAUUUAUGGCAAAUCUCCCAGCAAAAUAUUUACUCUGCUUUCUACACUUAACUUUCCAUCAUGGUCCAUCUGAUUCCUCCUCUUUCAUUCUGUCUUUUCCACCUGCUGGGCCCAGCCUGUCUCCAGCUGGUGGCAUCCUAGGUUCCCACAAUUCCCAGGGCCUGGAGGGUAGAGGCUGAUUCAUAUGAACAGAGGUAGUCAGGGCUCCAGGGAGAUAGAGUCCUCUACCAGGUGUCUGCACAAUAAGAAGAUUACUGACAUCAGGGAUGGAGUGUGGACGUAGGAGGAAGUUUUAUCCUCUUAGGAUUGGUGGAAAGACGUAGACUUUGCAAUCAAUCAAACUUAGGUUUGAAUCCUAAGUCUGCUAUUUACUGUGUGUAAUCUCUAUUAGUUCCUCACCUAAAAUUGAAGAUACUUAGUUUGCAGGAUUAUUGGUUAGAAUGAAAUAAACAUUGGACAUGUAGCUAAAAUAUUGAGUAUGUAGUAGGUUCUCCAUAAGGGUAGCUAGUAUAGACUUUUUAGCUCUGAUCAAUGUGGAAGGCAGAAGUUCCUGCCCAUGUCUCUAGGCAAGAUGUAGAUGUUCAAAGUAGCAUUGAACUUCCUCAAAAAUCCAAAGGCAUUUUUGGUCAUUGGUAAAUUAAAUCACCAUGUUGUUUCCAGGACUAAAUACGCUAUAAACAGAUGUAAUAACCAACCUCAUUAAAAAAUCUUAAACUUCUUAAAUACUAAGAAUUUAAACAAAAGUGUAUUUGGUAAACAUUUUUAUUUUUCUUUUAAUUUCAACUGGAAUAGCCUAACCUGACAACAAUGUACCCACAAAUGUUGACUACCUCUAUUAGGUGUGAAAAGAACCCAGCUGUAAUGUUUAAUGUGGUGAAUGGCAUAAAGGAACAUGCAAACUGAUCCAAAUGUUUAUAAACCAAGUAUUCCUCUGGGACUCAGUGCCCUGACUUUAUGUUUUUUUUAAAACAUAGAGAGUCAAGCUUUGUUCGUACUUGAAUUAUGUACAUUGCAUUAGCCAUGCAAUUUAACUUUAACCCACAGGACUGCAAAGAAAAUUAGCUCAGCCUGCAGAACAACGAGACCGCGAGCAAGUAAGCACGUUAAUCAAAGUGAAAGGCUCACCCCUCACUUCUAGCUCUGUCCUUCUCCAGCCUGUGCCUGCCAGAUUAUUUCGGGUUCCUCAUGUUUGACUCGUCAAAGCGGCAGAAACAAGCUAAAAUGUUCACUGUGGAAAAGGGAUUUGCCUUUUAAAUUAAUGUUUGUGCACAUGCCCCGAGGAGGCUGAUGAGAAGCACGCAAUUUUUUUAAAUCAUAAAUGAAUGCAUACCCUUGCCACUAGUAAUCAUGACAAAGCUUAAGUAAUUCAGCCAUGAGCAUGGUUUUCUGAAAGUAUAAAACAGGAUUUACUAGUUGAGAAUGUCUGCCUAAACAAGCUCAUUGCUUUGAAUAUUUUCAACUAUAGUUCACAUUUGUUUAAUCCAAGCAGGUCUGGUAAACGUACCACGUUUACUGAUUGAGUGUCUUGGAACAUCACAAAAUAAACCAAUACAUGGCUUUCAGGCUGGUUUUGACAGAGGGUGGACAGAGAACCCCACAGGGGGUUUGGAAACUGCCCUGGCAUCUGGCUUACAAGUACCAGUAGGGGACCUGACCACAUUCACCACCCUUCCCUGUAAAGGGAAUAGAACACUAUUUACUCAUCUCCUGGGAGCCUAAUAUGGAUUACUGUUGUUGUCACUGUCAUUUAUUAUUCCCAACAGAGGAGGCAGACGACUUAGUUCUAUGUGGUCAGAGUUGAUUCCAUAACGUGUAUAUUUAGCCUACAUGAUAAUAAUUUGCGAGUAUUUUUAAAUGAAUGUCUAGCUUUCAAACGUCAUUAAUGGGGAAUAUCUCAACAGACAUGAAGAGCAUUCAAUGCCUAGGUGUUUGCGUCAACCUCCUCCCACCCCACUCUAAGGAAUCUGCUUCAUAGAUGACCGUAUAUUGAAUUGGUGCCUUAUAACUCAGCGCGAUCAUCUCUCUAAUUCUCGACCCCCACGGUAAAGGAGGAAUUGGCCUAAGGACACUCCAUUCUAAUUUUCUGACGCUGUCAAUGCUAACCAGAGCUCAUAGAGCAAUGAUGUGGGGGUGGGGAAGAUGGUUCCACCAUUGGUGUGAGACCAGGAGCCACUGUUUUCGUUAGAGCCACAUUUAUUUCUGGAGUAGUUGUGGGAGAGAGAUGUACUCCAAAGAGAAGAGGACUCUCGCUGUGGUUCAGGUAUGACCUACCAUCUGGACAACUCAACUCAGAGACUUUAAAGUGUAUAGGAUAUAGGAAGGCAGGGUACAUUCCACACACUAAGCUAAAAAUCACUUAUGCUCUGGGGCAGGAGAUAGAAUGAGAGCUAGAAACAAAAGAUCCAGUUGUGAAACCUAGUACCUCAGCUAAGGUGUUUGAACAUAUUUUCUCUUUUAAAAAAAUUCUGGGGAGCUUCAAUAUGUUGCUAACCUGAUUAUUUUCAGCCAGUCCUUACAGAAGAUUGAGGUGCUGGAAAACUAGCAACCCCAGAAAAUAUUAAUUCAUUUUUGCACGUGUUAAAAUAAACAACAGUAUAUUCAGUGAUGCAAUAGGCAAUUAAAGACUUUUGGAGAGAUAAGAAGAAGAAAACUAUAAAUAUUAUAUAUUCAAAAUCAGUCUCAGCAUUUUAUAAAAAUGUUGGCUUAUGUCCAAGAUCUAAGGGUGGGGGUGGGCAUGGUUUCUUUGUAGCUAAAGAAAUAGAGUGGAAAAGAAUCUGUUCUAUUUCCUUAAAAAUAAAAGACUUCUUGUUUUAUACAGCAUGGCAAAUAAAAUGCUUUUUUGUUUUUUUACCUGCCGGUAGGAUCUGGAGGAAAUUUUGCUAGCAAGCUAGGCUGUUUUCCUCUUUGGGGACCUGGUGACACUGGUUUUGCAGCAAAACCGUAUUUGCUUAUUAGGCAUUUCUUAAAAAUCCUGAAUAAGCAGCUCUUUCAACAGUUUUUGUUCCACAUGUUAAACAUUUCAUUGCAAUUUGAGCUUCGAGUGUGUGUGUGUGUGUGUGUGUGUGUGUGUGUGUGUGUGUGUGUGUGUUGAUAGGAAGGAAUGAAAGGGGGUGCAUAAGAAUUCUUGAAGGUUUUUUAUUUAAAAAAUUAAUUCCUCACCAUUACGUAUUGGAGUAUCUGCAGAAGGUGAUUCCAAUUUAUUACAUACCACCAAACUAGAUCCCAUCAAUCUUGAGCAGUGGGGGUAGGGAGGUGGUAUUGAAGACGACAUGAAAUUUGGUGUUUCAGUAGAUGAGAUUUAAUUUUCAGAAAACAUUUCGCUCAUAAAACGGAUAGCAACCCAGUGUCAGCACUGACCUCCUGAUGUCAAUGUCAUCAUGCAAGCAUAGCUAAAAUAAGCCUCAAAGUCAAACAAAGAAACAUUGCAUCUCAGCACAAUACGAUUUCUUCUCUUACAUUGAACCAAGACUCUGAGGCUGAUAUGCAAUGUCACUUACAACAUUAAUCAGAUACUGCAUUUAAGGUUCACAGUGUCUUCACCUGGAAUAGAUUCCACCUCAAGAAACCAGUUUCUUUGCUCAUCCAUAAGAAGCAACUCCUCAUCUGAUCAAGUUUUAUAAUAAGAUUGCAGAAAUUCAGUCCCAUCUUUAGGCUCCACUUCUAGUUCUUUUGCUAUUUCCACCACAUCUGCAGUUACUUCCUCCACUGAAGUCUUGAAUCUCUCAAAGUCAUCCAUGAGAGUUGGAACCAACGUCUUCCAAACUCCUGAUCUUGAUGUGGAAGAAAUGGAGGACUCAGAACCAAGGAUUUCCAAGUGAUUUCUUCCAAAGCACAGGAAUCUCACUCUGUUAAAUCUGGUCUGUUCUAACUGAGGAGACUCUUGCCUCCAUCAUGGAGGAGGCUCACACCAGAAGCCAGCUCUGCCCUUGGAGACUCUCUUCCCCCAGUGCUCCCCUGAAGCUUCACACUCACCAGUCUCAUGCUGCACCCUGACCAGCAGGUCCCCAGCAUGAGCCCCAUAAUCCCUGGGGACUGCAUUAUCACAGACCUCUAAUAAGAAGAUGGAGUUUCGCUCUUGUUGCCCAGGCUGGAAUACAAUGGCGCAAUCUUGGCUCACCACAACCUGCGCCUCCCGGGUUCAAGCAAUUCUCCUGUCUCAGCCUCCCGAGUAGCUGGGAUUACAGAUGACAGUCAUGUCCCUUUCCAGGGACCUCAAGGACGACUUUCACAGUGACACGGUGCUCUCCAUCUUAAAUGAGCAGCGCAUUCGGGGCAUUUUAUGCGAUGUCACUAUCAUUGUGGAAGAUACCAAAUUUAAAGCCCACAGCAAUGUUCUGGCAGCUUCAAGCCUGUAUUUUAAAAAUAUCUUUUGGAGCCAUGCAAUCUGUAUUUCCAGCCACGUCCUGGAGCUGGACGAUCUCAAAGCUGAAGUGUUUACCGAAAUACUUAAUUAUAUCUACAGUUCCACAGUCGUUGUCAAGAGACAGGAAACAGUCACUGAUCUUGCAGCUGCAGGAAAAAAGCUGGGAAUAUCAUUCUUGGAAGACCUUACUGAUCGCAACUUCUCAAAUUCCCCGGGUCCCUAUGUAUUCUGUAUUACUGAAAAGGGAGUGGUUAAAGAAGAAAAAAAUGAAAAAAGGCAUGAAGAACCAGCCAUCACUAAUGGGCCAAGGAUCACAAAUGCAUUUUCCAUCAUCGAAACAGAAAAUAGUAAUAACAUGUUUUCCCCGCUGGACUUGAGGGCAAGUUUCAAAAAGGUCUCCGACUCCAUGAGAACAGCUAGCCUUUGCCUGGAGAGGACGGACGUCUGCCACGAGGCAGAGCCUGUCCGCACACUCGCCGAGCACUCAUACGCUGUUUCUUCUGUAGCUGAGGCUUACAGAAGUCAGCCUGUACGUGAACAUGAUGGCAGUUCACCUGGUAACACAGGGAAAGAAAAUUGUGAAGCCCUUGCAGCGAAACCGAAAACAUGCCGGAAGCCAAAGACAUUCUCCAUACCACAGGAUUCUGAUUCAGCCACAGAAAAUAUACCACCCCCUCCAGUAUCCAACUUAGAGGUUAAUCAAGAAAGAAGUCCACAGCCAGCUGCUGUUCUCGCUCAUUCAAAAUCUCCAAACAAUGAAGGAGAUGUCCAUUUUUCCAGGGAAGAUGAAAAUCAAUCUUCUGAUGUUCCCGGGCCACCGGCAGCAGAGGUUCCACCUCUGGUGUACAAUUGUAGCUGCUGUUCCAAAGCCUUUGACAGCAGCACUCUGCUCAGUGCCCACAUGCAGCUUCACAAGCCAACCCAGGAGCCUUUAGUGUGCAAGUAUUGCAACAAACAAUUCACCACCCUGAACAGGUUGGAUCGGCAUGAACAGAUCUGCAUGAGGUCAAGCCACAUGCCCAUUCCUGGAGGAAACCAACGCUUUUUAGAAAACUAUCCUACCAUUGGACAAAAUGGAGGUUCAUUCACAGGUCCAGAACCUUUAUUAUCUGAAAAUAGGAUUGGUGAAUUUUCCAGUACCGGAAGUACUUUGCCAGACACGGACCACAUGGUUAAAUUUGUUAAUGGGCAAAUGCUCUACAGUUGCGUUGUGUGCAAACGUAGUUAUGUGACCUUAUCUAGCCUCCGAAGACAUGCAAAUGUUCACUCCUGGAGAAGAACAUAUCCUUGCCAUUACUGCAACAAAGUAUUUGCAUUGGCUGAGUACAGGACAAGGCAUGAAAUUUGGCAUACGGGAGAAAGACGAUAUCAGUGCAUUUUCUGUCUUGAAACUUUCAUGACCUACUAUAUACUCAAAAAUCAUCAGAAGUCUUUCCAUGCCAUCGAUCAUAGACUUUCCAUCAGUAAAAAAACAGCAAAUGGAGGCUUGAAGCCUAGUGUCUAUCCAUAUAAACUUUAUAGGCUACUGCCUAUGAAAUGCAAGAGAGCCCCUUAUAAGAGCUACCGAAAUUCUUCCUAUGAAAAUGCACGAGAAAACAGUCAAAUGAAUGAGUCUGCGCCUGGUACCUAUGUUGUUCAGAAUCCACACAGCUCUGAAUUACCAACGCUGAAUUUCCAAGAUACUGUGAACACCCUGACCAACAGUCCAGCCAUCCCAUUGGAAACAUCUGCAUGUCAGGACAUACCCACUUCUGCCAAUGUACAAAAUGCAGAGGGUACCAAAUGGGGAGAGGAGGCAUUGAAAAUUGAUCUUGACAAUAACUUUUAUUCAACUGAGGUGUCAGUUUCUUCCACUGAAAAUGCUGUCAGUUCUGACCUCCGGGCAGGGGAUGUACCUGUUUUAUCUUUGAGUAAUAGCAGUGAGAAUGCCGCCUCGGUGAUCAGCUACAGUGGCUCUGCACCCUCGGUCAUUGUACACAGCAGCCAGUUUUCAUCGGUGAUCAUGCACAGCAAUGCCAUUGCUGCCAUGACCAGCAGCAACCACAGAGCCUUUUCAGACCCAGCUGUCAGUCAGUCCCUGAAAGAUGACAGUAAGCCCGAGCCAGAUAAAGUGGGUAGGUUUGCAAGCAGACCCAAAAGCAUUAAGGAGAAAAAGAAAACUACAUCACAUACCAGGGGAGAAUUACCGGAGGAGUCAAACUAUGUUGCUGAUCCUGGAGGAUCAUUGAGCAAAACCACAAAUAUUGCUGAAGAAACCAGUAAAAUUGAAACCUACAUUGCAAAACCUGCUCUGCCGGGAACCUCCACAAAUAGUAAUGUUGCACCCCUUUGCCAAAUAACAGUGAAAAUUGGAAACGAAGCCAUUGUGAAAAGGCACAUUCUAGGAUCUAAAUUGUUUUAUAAAAGAGGGAGAAGACCCAAGUAUCAGAUGGAGGAGGAGCCUUUGCCACAGGGGAAUGACCCAGAACCCAGUGGAGACAGCCCACUCGGGCUUUGCCAAUCCGAGUGCAUGGAGAUGAGUGAAGUGUUUGAUGACGCAAGUGACCAGGAUUCCACUGACAAACCGUGGCGCCCUUACUACAACUACAAACCCAAAAAGAAAUCCAGACAGUUGAGAAAAAUGAGGAAAGUCAACUGGAGGAAGGAGCAUGGAAACAGGAGCCCGAGCCAUAAAUGUAAAUACCCAGCAGAACUGGAUUGCGCCGUGGGGAAGCCUCUUCAGGAUAAACCCUUUGAGGAAGAAGAAACUAAAGAGAUGCCCAAGCUGCAGUGUGAACUCUGUGAUGGAGACAAAGCAGUGGGGGCUGGAAACCAAGGACGGCCCCACCGACAUCUUACUUCUCGGCCAUAUGCCUGCGAGCUCUGCGCCAAGCAGUUCCAGAGCCCUUCCACACUCAAAAUGCACAUGAGAUGUCACACCGGGGAGAAGCCAUACCAGUGCAAGACCUGCGGGCGGUGCUUUUCGGUGCAAGGAAACUUACAGAAACACGAACGCAUCCACCUGGGCUUGAAGGAGUUCAUCUGUCAGUAUUGCAACAAGGCAUUCACCUUGAAUGAGACCCUCAAAAUCCAUGAAAGAAUCCAUACUGGAGAAAAGCGUUACCACUGUCAGUUCUGCUUUCAGAGAUUUUUGUAUCUCUCCACCAAAAGGAAUCACGAGCAGAGGCAUAUUCGGGAGCAUAAUGGGAAGGGCUAUGCCUGCUUCCAGUGCCCCAAAAUUUGCAAAACAGCUGCUGCCCUUGGAAUGCACCAAAAGAAACACUUAUUCAAAAGCCCAAGUCAGCAGGAGAAAAUAGGUGACAUGUGCCACGAAAACUCAAAUCCCUUGGAGAAUCAACAUUUCAUUGAUUCAGAAGACAAUGACCAAAAGGAUAACAUACAAACCGGUGUGGAAAAUGUUGUCCUUUGAGUGGCAAGAAUUAGAAAAAUCUUCAGAAAUAUAGUUGGUGGUUUUUUUUAGUUAUGAUUUAAGUUUAGUUUAAUUUUGUUCACGUGACAGUCAUGAAGGAGUGAAAUUAAAAAAAAACAAAAAACAAAAAACUCAUUUGUGAAAAUUCCAGAAAAAGGAUCCUAAUAUCUACUUUGGGUUUUAGCAUUAACUUUAUGCAAAGUGCACAAAAACAAAAUAGCUGACUCCUCCAAUAUCCCAAGUUUCUUGUGAAAGUUAAUGAAGUUCUUAGCUGUGGUAUUUCUACCAGUGAAAAAAGGAGUUUAAUUUUAGCCUAGUUUAAAACUUUCUAAUAAUUGCUAAUAAGAACUGGCUGCUGAACUGUCUUUAGUCACUGGAGAAAAUAAGGGUCAGAUAUCCUGAAGAUGGCAUCUUCGUAAAUAUGUUACGUGGUAAUGAGCUGUGUGACGGUCUUUAUUCCCAUCUGGCUUCUGCACUAUUAAAAUUUGUUUAAAUUAAUGGAUACACAUGAAAUACUUAAACAAUAUAACUGAAAUUAUGUGCAUAUUGAGUAACCUAAAGUAGGACAUUCAUACAUUAUGUAGAACUACUUUUCUGCAACACAAACCUUGUAAAAUACAUAUAUAAAUCACUAUAACUUUUAACUGUCCAUAUCCCCUGUAGAGAAUUAUGAGGAGCAAUAGAUCUGCAAAUAAUGAGGACUGAUGUAAAAAUCAAUAGAAAGCAUUUUGAAUAUGAUUUAAAAGCAUGUGAAUGCUUUUAGAUGGAAUGCUGUUCCCUUGAAGUUAUGGCUGAGCUGUUCUUAGAACUGGUCUACUCAAUUCAUAGAAAACAUAGGUCAUGCCUUAUCUAUGGGGGAACACCCUCCCAGAAUUUACCUGUGAUUACCUGUGCUGCAUAUUACUUUGCAAUGGCCUCAAGGGUCACAUUCUUCUGAAACUCUCUGCAGUCUUCCAACCACCACAAGGCCAUGGAUGUGGGGGUCUAUUCCAGACAGACUUAAGGGUUCAAGUGGAACCUGCCAUCUCCCAUUCCACUGAAGGACUGUCCAAGAGAUUUAGUGCAAGGUACACUGCAGUAGUGAAUUCCCAGGCACUUGAAAGUGACUGCCUAAUCCCUACAAUUACUAGCCUUGUUGGAGAUUAUGCAGCCCACAAGUACAGACUAGUAUAAAGCAAAAGGACAAAGGAACCCCCACCCUCCACCCCACCCAUUAAUGACUUGAGUGGGCAAGAAGAAGUGAUGGCCUUCCUUGCCUAAAACAGUAGCUUUGUUUUUAGGGGAUGGGAAGGUAGGAUGUGGAGUGACAUGGUUCUAUCCUUUACUAAUGAGACUCAGAAAUAUAUCUACAAAGCCAGAUGCUCUGUCUUCAUAUUUGCAGACAUCUAGACCCCUUGCUAAAAACCCACUGAAGUUUUUUUUUAAUGUUCUUUGACCCACACCAUCAACAUUACCCUCAAAUCUAAUUGCCCUACAGCAUAUUCUAUCAUGUGGACUAGGUUCCUGGAAAGCUGGAACUCAUGAUUCUUUUUUAAACUGCCAGAAUAGAAGGGAGAGAGAAAACAUUUCUACCCCUUUGAUCACCAGUGUGAACAGAAUCCGGAAUGCAGUUUCAGCGUGACCUGCAGUCAUUCAUGUUCAUUGGAUUUGACAGAUGGAAACCCAAGGUUAUCGAAGAUUGGAAGGUUAUCAUUGUGAAGAAGUAGCUCAAAGGACUCCGGUUUCUGUCUACAAGUGUGAUGUCUCCAUGAAGAAGACUUAGUAUGGAUUUGGGUGGGUAAGAAAGCAUUUAAAUGCCCAGGAAAGGACAUGAUUAAAGUUGACCUUUUAAUACUGCAGUACCUUGCUGUUAAGUAACCCCACUAUUGUAUCUGCAUUUAUCUUUUGUUCAUCUACUUUCACUUACAUACAGUAUUAUAUAAGUAGAGAAAAAUGGGAAAAUGCAAGCAAAUUCAACUUUAUUUUAUACAUUGUAUAUAUGUAUACCCUACACUAUUCAUUUGGGUUUUAUUAAAGAGAUAGUCACAAAGGGCUUAUGCAAAUCAUUUUUGAAUUGAUAAUUAGAAUAUUGAAUAAGCAAUCCUAUGAUCCACUAAUUUGUUUUAUCAGUUAAUAAUAUUAAUCAAAGACAAGUACUGUGUAUUCUAGUCAUUUUGAUUUGAGUUAACCCCAAAUAUAAAAUUACCUGUAGUGAUGUCUCUCUCCCAGCCCUUAUAUGUGGAUAUUUUGUAAGUGGACUUGUAUGCUGAUAAUUCUAGACCAAAGUAAAUAUGGCAGAAUAUUUAUACAUGAAAAAAUAAUUUUGCAAAUAUUUUCUAUAAUUGUAUUCAUUUAAAAUGUUGAUAGCUUGUGUUAGUUUCAGGGAGGGGUGUAUAUUUUGAUAAAAAAAAUACUUGACUUUGUAAUUCUGUAUAUUCUAUACAAUUUAUAGCAGAGCCGUUUUAAGACAGCCUUGUCACAUUUUUUUGUUAAUUGUGAAAAUUUUAUUGAGUGAUGUUUAAGUAUGCAUUGAGUACAUGACCAACUAGAAUUAAAGUAAGUGUAAACAGUGAACAUACUGUAUGCUGUACAAGAUAUAAUGUAACUUGCUGUUUUAGCAUCUGUAUUUUGGUUAGAAGAUAUUAUUAAAUGCAGAUGUUAAGGAUUGGAAAAGUCUAAUUUUAUUUUUAGAAAUAAUGGAUAUAAAUUUGUUUUUGCUUGAUUAAAAUAGCUUAUUCCUACAUUAAGUCUCUUUUUAAAUGUUUUAAUGUUAUUUCUUUUGUGCAGCUAUUUCAUCUGUGUGAGUCACAGCUUUGUUUCCACGUAUUAUUCAAUUUAUUUCUGUUUCCUUACUUGUUUACAUUCCGUGGUACCUACUUACAUGCUUAGGAGUCAAAUGGAUUAUGACAUUAGGAAAAAAAGCAGAAUAAAAGAGUUUGAAGUCUUCUGA